Aspergillus costaricaensis CBS 115574 is the source of this 2917-nucleotide messenger RNA. It is a transcript of the gene GbpA, whose product is annotated as protein GbpA. The coding region runs from base 5 to 2917 and encodes 970 amino acids. Lineage: Eukaryota; Fungi; Ascomycota; Eurotiomycetes; Eurotiales; Aspergillaceae. The record is from RefSeq and is a predicted model, not a curated record. Gene Ontology annotation, molecular function: ATP hydrolysis activity; ATP binding. The transcript is spliced from 3 exons.
CUUCAUGCUCCCGAUUGUCGGGCCUCUCCUUGCACGACUGUUUGUCUAUCCGUUUCGCAACAACAUGGACUGCUCGAUGACCCGGCCGUCAUCGACAUCGCGGUUCCCCUUCUUCCCCUUUUCGCUGUGGUCCUCCAAGCGACCGCAGCAAUCCACCGCGUCGACACAGACUCCGGCGCAGACCUCGCCACGCAUCAUGGCACAAUCCCAGACACAGAUCCAGGCUCCUGCCCGAUCAGAGCCCGAAACACAAUCACAACGACAGCCCGAGAGUCUGCCUCGGACUCCGGUCCCUCCCCAGCCGACAGCAGAGGAACUGGCCGAGCGCGACCGUCAAAAUCGUGAGACGGCCCGUGAAGAGGCAGUUCAGGAGCUGGACAGUCUGGUCGGCCACGACAACGUCAAACGCCAGCUGCACGGCGUCCAGACCUGGGUGCAGAUUUGCCGUCGCCAUGGACGCGACCCGAAGAGCGAGUGGUACAACAUCGCCUUCCUGGGCAAUCCCGGCACAGGCAAGACCACCGUCGCCCGCAUCUACGCCAAGAUGCUGUACGCCAUGGGUAUCUGUGAUUCCCAUACCGUCUGUGAGACUACUGGCGCCGAUCUGGCUAGCCGGGGUCCCGACGGAGUGCAGCAACUGCUGCGCAACAUGACGGACGCCAAAGCUCCGGUGCAAACCGCCGGAGUGCUCAUCGUCGACCAUCCCCACACCCUGAUGGACGCUCCCCAGACCCCGGCUACCGAGCAGGCUCUCGAGGAUAUCCGGCAUGCGAUGGAGCGCAACAUCGGUCGCAUUAUUGUCAUCUUCACUGGCGACGCCGACGAGAUGAAUAGCUUCUUGCGCGAGAACCCCUCCCUCCAGCAACGGAUCUGCAGCUCGCUGCGAUUCAAUGACUUUGACCGCCAGCAGCUGACGCAGCUGCUGGCCCGUCGCAUCAUCACCGAAUACAACGGUCGCAUGCAGGUUGAGGGGGGUCUCGAGGGCACCUACAUGCAGGCUGCAGCUCGCCGGCUGGUCCGGGGGCGUGCCGCCAAGGGGUUCACCAACGCCCAUGCCGUGCGCGAGAUGGUCAAGAGCAUUGCUCAGCGUCAGGCCCAGUGCUUGACCGACCAGCAGGACAGCGGCAUGGACGAGGUGGACUACUUUUUCUUCUCCAAGGAUGAUGUUCUCGGCCCCAGCCCGGCGGAGACCCGGUCGACCAGCGAAGCCUGGGAAGCCAUGCAGAAGCUGAUCGGUCAGGACGCCGUCAAGGCCUCGGUGGCUGAAGUUUUCGACACGACCGAGGAGAACUACUACCGCGAGAUCCGCAACCAGCGUCGUCUGCCGCUGCGGGUCAAUCGCAUCUUUGCGGGGCCUCCAGGCACCGGCAAGAGCACGGCCAUCCGAAUGUACGCCCAGAUUCUGGUGGACUUGGGAGUGUUGAACAACGGAGAGGUCCGUGUCAAACCGCUGUCGGCUCUCUGUGAUCUGCCGGAAGACCAACUCCGUGCGACCGUCGAGUCGACGAUCGGCAAUGUCCUCGUUGUCGACGUCGACACCGAUCGCCAGGAGCGCCCGACCGUGCCGGACGCGGUCGUCGACAUCCUCGCAGCGCCGCGCGACAAUCACUGCACCAUCCUGGUUGGUACGCACGACAGCAUCAGCCAGUUCCUGCAUCGCGCGGGUCCCAAAGCCCGCGGGUUUGAGACACAUCUGGUGCGCUUCUCUGCGUUGACGCGCGAGCACAUGGAAGAGCUCUUCCAAAGCAAGCUCGACGAGCAGGAUCUCGAUGCCACCCCGGAGGCCUUCCAGGCCGCCAUGGACACCCUCGACAACGCCCGUAUGCGCAAGGACUUUGACAAUGCUCGCGCCGUCGAGCAUCUCCUCGCUGCGGCCAUCUAUCACUUUGAGCGUCGGUCGCGCACCGGCGCCAGCGCCCAGCCCGUCGAACGUCUCCUUGAGGGACGCGACUUCAAUCCGGAGCUGGUGGGCGGCACGACGGCGCUGGUCUUCCGCGAGGAGCUGCGCCAUUCCAUCGUGCCGGACGAUAUCAUCUCCAUCCUGAAGCGGUAUCACAAUGAGAUGAAGGCCGCCUGGCUGCAGGGGCUGGAUCCGGGCGCACGUAUGCCCGCUGCAUUUGUAUUCAAGGGUGCACCAGGCACCGGUAAAAAGACCGUCGCCCGCCAGCUAGGCACCUUGUACUACAAGAUGGGCGCUCUCAGCGACGGAGCCCUGGUGCCAUGCUCGGUUGCCGACCUACUAGCACCCAACGUCCACCCGACCUCGGUGCGGUCCCGGUCGCAACUAGACCAAAACAAGGGCAAGGUGCUCUUCAUCGAAGACGCCCACCGACUAGCCGACACCGAUACCACGCAGGCCGUGGACGAGCUAGUCUACCUGCUGCCCAAGUAUGCCUCCACCAUGGUGGUGAUCCUGGCCGGACCGGCCCAGGAAAUGGACCAGUUGCUGGCCAACCGGCCACGUUUGUCCGCCCUGUUCCAAGAAGAGAUUGUCUUCCGCAACCCAACGCCACGCGAAUGUCUCCGUCUGCUGGACCGCAAGCUGGAUGAGCAGCAGAUCAAGGGUCCCCGGUUGUACUUGACGGACCCGCGCGCGCCUAGCCAUCGCGAGUUCACCCGCGCCAUUCAGAUCCUAUCCAUGUUCCCUUGCUGGAGCAAUGCUCGGGAUGUGGAGGUGUUGGUGCGCUGGAUGGUCGCGGCGUGUAUCAAGGAUCUGCCGCUGGAUAAUAGCAGCAGUGUCAGUGCUCUACCGGCGAUGCAGUUGUCCGAGGAGCAGGCGAUGAGUUGCAUGGUCAGGCUAUUCAAUCUGAAGCGUGAUCGUUUGAGAUUUAACCAGGAUCCCAAGGCCAGGGCCUUGCCUAGGGUGCUGUCGCAGCCUAGGUGUACGGAUCGGACCGGGGUGAAGUUCCCUGUUUGA